AUGAAGUUAAACCGAGCAUUGGCAUUUGGCUUUCUCGCCUCGGCAGCAGCCAUCCCUCUUCUGAAGCGCGAUUACGCAAUCGGCACAGCUCCCGUCCGAGGUGCCAACAUCGGAGGCUGGCUCGUGCUAGAGCCCUGGAUCACGCCGUCAAUCUUUCACAAUUCGCCGGCUGGCGUGGUUGACGAGUACACGUUCAGCCAGAAUGUUUCCAAUGCAAGGGACAUUCUAAGGGCCCACUGGGACAACUGGGUCACCCUUGUCGACUUCCAAAAGAUUGCAGACAAUGGUUUCAACGCUGUCAGGAUCCCCAUUGGCUACUGGGCGUUCAAAAAGUAUGCGGGAGAACCCUACAUCCUCGAUUCCCAACAAGCUCACUUGGACCGCGCCCUUGAAUGGGCGCGCCAAACCGGCCUUAAAGUCUGGAUCGACCUGCACGGCGCGCCGCGCUCGCAGAACGGUUUCGACAACUCCGGCCGACUCACCGACACGCCCUCAUGGACCAGCGGUGACUCGGUUGCGGCGACGACGGAGGUGAUUCGCAUGAUCGCGAACAAGUAUGCCGCGCCUUCCUAUGCCGAUGUCGUUGCCGCCAUUGAGCUGCUCAACGAGCCGCUCAUGUCGAACCUGCCCGGCGGCCGCGCUGCGACGCAGGCCUACUACCAGACGGGGUUUGACGCGGUGCGCGCCGCAGCCGGCAGCGAUGGCACCGCCCGGGUCAUUAUCCAGGACGGUUUCGCCAGCCCGCCAACGUGGAACGGCUUUCUGGCGGGCGAGGGCUUGGCUGGCGCCGUCGUUGACCACCAUGAGUACCAAGUCUUCACCAAUGAGCUGGUCGCGCUGAGCCCGCAGCAGCACGUUGACGCCGUGUGCGGCAACGCGAAGACGUGGGCGACAGGCCAAGACAAAUGGCUCGUUGUGGGCGAGUUCACUGGCGCAAUGACGGACUGUGCACCUGCUCUUAACGGCUACGGCGUCGGGGCCCGCUACGACGGUACCUACAGCAAGCGCAACGCCGACGGCAGCUACACGAACUCCACCUCGCACGGCACGUGUGCUCACAUCAACUGGAUCAACGACUGGACCGAGCAAAACAAGACCGACACACGCAACUACAUCAACGCUCAGCUCGACGUCUUCGAGCAGAGAACACAGGGCUGGUUCUGGUGGAACUUCAAGACCGAGGCCGCCGCCGAGUGGGACCUGUUCCGUCUGCUCGACGCAGGCAUCUUCCCGAAGCUCGAGGGAAGGCAGCGCAAGGUGACGUGCUAG
Molecule: messenger RNA, 1269 nt
Organism: Lasiodiplodia theobromae
Lineage: Eukaryota; Fungi; Ascomycota; Dothideomycetes; Botryosphaeriales; Botryosphaeriaceae
Product: Glucanbeta-glucosidase
Exons: 4
Coding region: 1-1269 (422 amino acids)
Biological process (GO): glucan catabolic process
Cellular component (GO): cell surface; extracellular region
Molecular function (GO): glucan exo-1,3-beta-glucosidase activity
Source: RefSeq, a predicted model, not a curated record